Lingula anatina is the source of this 716-nucleotide messenger RNA. RefSeq lists its product as uncharacterized. Lineage: Eukaryota; Metazoa; Brachiopoda; Lingulata; Lingulida; Lingulidae. The record is from RefSeq and is a predicted model, not a curated record. Gene Ontology annotation, molecular function: protein-containing complex binding; intracellularly cyclic nucleotide-activated monoatomic cation channel activity.
GUACAGUUGGUGAAGGUAUUUACAUAAUUUUGUCUGGGGAAGCAGUGGUUUUGUCAGAGGGAGAGGAGCAACAGGCAAUCGCGCACAUAAUGGAGGGAGAGUUUUUUGGAGAGGUGUCCUGUUUUUUUGGAAGCCUGUGCACUGCUACUGUUAUGACAGUAGCAAAGGCAAAACUUCUUUUUCUUCGAAAAGAUAUGCUUGCAACAGUGCUGCAGCUUAGAUUAGAUCCUGGAAACAAAGAGGAACAACUGAAAUGGUUUGUAGCAAGGCGAUAUCUCCCAACAACAGAUUUGGUACAGAAAGAUCUCCUAGAAUUUCAGAUAAUUGUAGAGUGUUUAAAAACAGUUCCAUUAUUCUCUGUCUGGCCCGAUGAAGCCCUGGAAUCUGUAGCUUUGAACAUGGCAGAACCUAUGAUAAUUGUGUAUCCUCCAGGAGCAUGUAUACUUAGGAAAGGGGAUCCUGCCGACCCUCUGUUAGUAUUACUCCGAGGAAGGGUCAUGAUAAUGGAAAAUGAGAAAAAUGUUCAGGAAGUGAAGUCCAGAAGAUUGGCUUUUACAUUUGGAGAAGAAGGUUUGUUUACUGGUAGUGAAAAGAUGUUAACAGUUAAAGCUGUAACCUGUUGUCAAGUAAUACAACUGAGACGACAUUUACUUUUCAAAGUUGUAAGACAGGUAAAUCAUCCAUUUAAUGGUUUGGAUAUUAUUAGACUGUUAUAA